AUGCAGCACCUCCAAGCAACACCAAUCACUAUCAGCCACAUCUACUCCAAAGAUGCGCGCCAGUGGCUGGACAUCAGUGGCCUACAACCUCCACAGCGGUCACUAUUUCCUCAUCAACCGAAAAUGGACAUACCACAGCCCUCUGCUGCACCUAUGUUGCAGUAUCAACAACUGCAAUACCAGCAGUACAUUCCGCCACCGCCGCCGCAGCAGCAGCAGCAGCAACAACCACAACAACCACAGCAGCAGCAAAAACAACAACAACAACAACAACAACAACAACAAAGCCUCUCGGGGACGAAGAGGAAUCACUUCUCCCCCUCAAAUCCUGACGAGGAGCAACCCCUAGCUCCCAAGAAACCCCGUCUCUCCUCCCCCCUCCCUCCCACCACCACCACCACCAACGUCACCCCCGCAAAGCGGCGCCGAGGCCGCCCAACAAACGCCUCCAAAGGCCUCCCUACAAAGCGGGCGCCUAGGAAGUCCGAAUCCAAAACCACCAUCACCACUACCACCAACAUGACUGGGCAAAACCAAGCCCAACCCCCUUGCACCACGGAUCCCGCACCGCAAGCGGUGCCAUACUAUCCAGGAUUCCAGCCCGCUGGUGCAGGAUAUGUUCCGCAGCCUGUAGCGAUGGUGGCGGCGUCGGAGAGUGAGAUUGAUGCGGGUGUUCGGGCGCAGAUGGCUGCGUUGGAGGAGGAAGAGGAGGCGUAUAGGGCGGUUAGUGAGGGGUUGGCAGUGGAAGGGGAAGCGGGAGUGGUGGCUCAGGAGGAUAGGGAGGAUUCAUUGUUUGGAGAUGAUUGUGGAGAGGGAAGUGGAGCAGUGACUGAAUGGACACUGGAUGCCGUGGGAGGAGAAGCUGGCGCUGGCGCCAACGACGACGACGAUAAGGAUUCUUUGUUUGGCGAUGUAAAAGACUUUUUUGAGUAA
This is a messenger RNA of Bipolaris maydis ATCC 48331, 933 nucleotides long. RefSeq lists its product as uncharacterized. Lineage: Eukaryota; Fungi; Ascomycota; Dothideomycetes; Pleosporales; Pleosporaceae. The record is from RefSeq and is a predicted model, not a curated record.